AUGCGUGCAAGCUUCUUCCUCCUGGGCUGCUUGGCAGCCAGCUCUGUGGCAGCACCGACGCUCCUAGACGAUGUAUACGACUACUCGGAGGAUCUGGCCACCUUCCUCGGAAAGGUGAGCACGUACAUCGAGGAUGCUGAGGAUCUCUUCACGAACUCCAACUCGUGCGACACAUCCAAGAUCUCCCUGCCAUCCUACGCGUCGGGCUUGCCUUCACCUUCCGGCGAGAAACCGAUUUAUGUUGCAGUGGGCCGCGGCACCCAGAAUUAUACCUGUGCGACCUCCACCUCAGGCUCAACCCCCCAAGCCAUAGGUGCCGUGGCGCGUCUUUACAAUGCUACCUGCAUCGCGGCCAAUUAUCCGGACUUGUUGGAAUUACUCCCGGGGAUCGUGUACAAGGAACAGUUGCCCAGUAACGAGGAGGAACCUCUUCCCCCGGCGAACCUGGAGCUCCUGGGUCAUCAUUUCUUCAGAGACACGACAACCCCGGUUUUCAACCUCGACACAACAGAUUCCCGGCAGUAUGGGAUUGCGAUCACCAAGAAACAGUCGUCGCUAGAUGCCCCAUCCACUGCCAUUCAGGGUAGCAAUGGCGCUGUGCAGUGGCUCUACCUCACCACCAUCAAUGGUACUGUUGGCGACUAUGAGGCGGUCUACCGGGUAGACACCGUUGCUGGCUCGGCCCCGAAGACCUGUCAGGGCAUGCAGUCGGUGUUCACCGUUCAGUAUGCUGCCAACUACUAUUUCUAUGGUGCAUGA
Messenger RNA from Aspergillus ibericus CBS 121593, 759 nucleotides. RefSeq lists its product as uncharacterized. The record is from RefSeq and is a predicted model, not a curated record. The transcript is spliced from 2 exons. The coding region runs from base 1 to 759 and encodes 252 amino acids. NCBI's taxonomy places the organism in Eukaryota, Fungi, Ascomycota, Eurotiomycetes, Eurotiales, Aspergillaceae.